UAACUUACUUCAGGGCAAAAUGUGCGUCCAAGGCUGUUUCAUUAUAUGUUAGUAGUGAUGUGGAACUUUUCAAUAGGGGAAAUAUGACGAAAGAAAAUUUGUUUAUUAAUAUAUUAUUUUUAAUUAUUGCAAUAAUAUUUAGUGCAAUAUCACAAUGUUCGUCUGCUUUAUCAGAUAAACGAUUAUGUUAUAACCCCGAUUGUUCUGAGCCUGUUUCGUUGGCUAGAACAACAAUUAAAUAUAUUCCAAAUGAGCCAGGUUUAUUAAAAUUUGACGUUAGUGUAAAAGUCACAGUUUAUAGUAAAGAAGCAGGCAACAGAACUGACUUAUGGGGUGUUGAGAUAAAUGGAAAACAUGGAUAUGUACCAAAACGUUUUCUAAAAGAAUAUAAAGUUAUACAUAAGGAUUUGCAGUAUGAAGUGCCUAUUAAUCAGUUGGCUAAUAAUAAUUUAGUAUCUAAGGAGAAGCUUCAGCCUAAGAAAGAUAAUAAUAAAUCUGUAUUUGAUACAAAAGAUAUUGAAGCUUCAAGUAGUAGACCUGAUAAUUUGGAUCUUAAAUCCACAGAAGAACUGCCACAGAAUGUGACUCCUCCCUAUGCAGUUAUAGAUGGGACUACAGUCCAUUUAGAUCCUAUGGUGCAUGAUGAACCUUCUGUGCGACCAGCUUCUGCAACAGGAGUUGUAGAAGCAACAAUAGUGCCAAAUAAACAAGAUGCAGUUGAUAGUUUAGAAGUAAAUUUCAAUAAAGAGAGAAAUGAAUCAGAUAUUUUUACAAAAGAUGCAAAGUUGCCACAAAAACUUUUGAACGAUGAAUUAAAAGUAAAAGAACAAAGUACUUCUGAUAACCUUAAUAUUAAGGAUUUUAUAACAAGCUCAGAAGAAAUAUUUAAUUUACCAGAUAACAUUGGAGUUGCACAUAUUCCAUCAGUAGAAGCAACUGAAAAUCUUAAAACUAAAGUAGAAAAUGAAGUAGAAAAUUUACAAAAUAGCUUACCUUCUACUGUGAAAGAUGCAUCUAUCUUGGACAGUAACACUGAUAUCAACAUUUCUCAAACACCUACAUUUGAUGACAUUAAAGAGGAAUUAAAAGAUAAAGCUGAAACAGCAAUUGAGGUAGAUAGAAAAGAUAAUGUUGAUACAAAUGAAACAAUUGCCAGUAAUGUACAUGUACAGAAUACAGAAAAUAUCGCGCUCGAAGGAAGAGAUCUCCAAACUUCAGAAAAUGUUACACUCUUAGAAACUGAUCAAAAUGAAUUAAAAGUAGAAAUUAAAAAUACUGAAGAUUUAAGUAAUGUAUCUUCUUUAACACUAGAAACAAAUGUUACAAGUGCAACAGAAAGAACAUUACUUACUGAAAAUGGUAAAGAUUCCGUGAAAAAUGCCACCGACAUCGAUAAAAUAGAUGCUAAAUUAUUAGAAAAUGAUAAAGAAUCAAAAGUAGAACAAAGUCAAUUAAAAGAAGAAAGCCGUAAAAUCGAGGACUCAAAUGAACAUAGCAAUGAACAUGUUGCACCUUUUUUCUUAGAAUCAGUUGUAAAAAGUACUGUGGAAUUAUUCUCUGAUGUUAAUAAAGAUGAGAUUAAAGAAGAAGAAGAAGAAAAUACUAAACCUGUUGAAACAUUAUCUAAUAUUGAAAAUACUAAAGCUGAAGUAACUCCUGAAGCAGCAACAGUCCCAUUUAAAUCUGAAUCUCAGGAUUCUGAUCUUAACUUUAAAGAAGAUACUAAUGCUACCACUAUUACUAACGAAGAAAAUGAUCAAGAAUUGAACAAAAAGCAAAAUACAUCAUAUGAAACUCAUCAUGAUAUGAAAGAAAUAAAUGAAAUAAUAAAUAAAAUAACAAAAGUAGAUGAUAAUUUGAAAGAUGUUACAAAUGCAAGUAAUUAUUCUGUGGAAACAGCUCAGCUGUUAAAUGAAAUACCUGAGACUAAACCAAAUCUGGAGUUAUCAGAACAACUACUGUAUCCUGCAGAGAAAGAUGUAAUUUCAGAAAAUGUGAUGAACAUUAAUCAAUUUCAUAACAGAAAUUUAUUAGAUGUUGAAACAGAUAAACAAUUUGAGAUUGAGAAUGAAGCAAAAAGUGAAAUUGACAAUACAAAGGAUAAUACUUUAGUAGAAGAUAAAAAUGACAAAAUCGUACACAAUGAAAUUUCACAUGAAAGUUUAAGUACUGUAGACACCCCAUUUGUAAUUGAAUCAAUAUCAGAAAAUAUACAUGAAAUUCAAGACAUUGUAAAAGUUCCCACUCCUGACGUUUGCACAGCCGAUAACGAUGCAUGUCCUCCUGAAGAUAACAUUCAAAAUGAUUACGCAAAUGAAAAAGAAACGUUUGAAAUUAAUGGAAAUGUUAUAAUAGAAGGAAUCAAGGUAGAACCCAGCUAUUGGUUAACUUUAAUGUAUCUAAGUGUAACUGCUACAGCGACACUUAUAUUCUCCCUGGGAUAUUAUUACAUUGAGAAUAUGAGAAGAGAUAGACAGUUAAUAGCUAAAGUUAAUAAACUUGAAAAAGAUUUACUUGUUGCAACAAAGGAAUGUACAAUGCUAAAUGAUGAAUUGAAAACGAUGAAGGAAGAGUUAACACAUACUAAAAAUGAUGAGCAUAAUUUAAGAGAAAAGGUACAUUCUUUAUGGAACGAUUUAGAGGCUUCAGAGAAAGCAAAAGCAGGACUGGAAGAUCAAAUUGUUAUUUUGGAGAAAGAUUUGGAAAGUGCUACUGAAGCUGGAUUAGAAUUAGAACGAAUGUUACGAGAAGUGCUUUCGUCAAAUAACGAAGUUAAUCCGUUAGCCCAAUCGGUUGAAGAUUUGCAAGCAAGGUUAAAUGCUCAGCAAGCUGCAAAUGAGUCUUUAACGAAUGCUCUUAAUCUUAAAAAUCAAGAGAAUGAGUCCUUAUCAAGAAAGCUCGCCUCUCUUAAAAAAGAAUAUGAAGAGGUUGAAGUUGAGCUCGCUCGGUUUACAGAAAAUUUGAAACUUGAAAAGGAAAGUAAGAAUAGCCUUGAACAAACACUGAUUGAUAAGGUAGAGCAAUUAGAAAUGCAAAUCAAGGAAAUUUCUACUGAAAAAACAACCUUACAGAAAAAAUUGAAAGGUAAAGAAGUAGAAACGAAAGAUCUACUGGAAGUUAUUAAUCGAUUGAAUUCCAAUAACUUGGAUUUGGAUAAGUUGUACGAUGUAUCCCAUAUUAAAGCAGAGGCAACAGCUUUAUUAGAAGAUAGAAAUGAAUUAAAAGUACGAUUAGUUGAAGUUGAAGGAGCACACCACUUGCUGGAAGAACAUAUGAAAGUUGUUAAAGAAGAGAUAACUACCUUGAGUGAACAAUGCAAGAUAGCGGAAAAAGAGAAGAAAGAUGCAGAAACGCGACUUGAAGUACUAACAAAGUUUUUUGAAGAAAAAGAAGCCCAAAGGCAAAAGGAAGAAGCUAUUUGGUUACAACAGCAAGGUGAAGUUGUAUCCACUGUAGAAAGAAUACAAACAAUGCAAAAUGAAAUACAAAAUUAUAAACAACAAAUAGAAAUGUUAAAACGAGAAAUACUGGAUCAGGAAAGGGAAUACAAAAAUCAGAUUUCUGUUCUUGAAACGAAAGCACACGAACAAUGGGUCAUAGCUCGACAAGUUGAACGUCGCUUAGAAGAGUCCAGAGUUGAAGCAGGUCAAUUGCGUAAUCGACUUACAUUAAUAGAAAAGAAUAUUAAUGAUGCAGAUUCAGAAGCAAAAUUACAUCGACUGGAAGCAAAUGGAGAGACAACAACGUCACCUCCAUUAUUCAUAGGAGCAGAAUCAUCCAGUUCUCCUAUAAUGUUUUCUGGUUCUUCAAAUGUUCCUCCUCCACCGCCGCCUUCUUAUCUGCAUUCACUUUUUCCACCAUAUUUACCGCCCCCGUUACCAAAUACAUCCGGAGUACCGCCCUAUGAAGUUAGCCAGCGACCAGCGCCCUUGGGCGGUCGGUUAUCUUCACCUCCACCUAUGCCUCUACAUCCUUCUGCUUCCAACAGGUACGACAAUGCAGGUUCUCCACCACCACCUAUGUCUCCACAUCUACUUCCACCUUUUAAUCAUAGAUCACCACCACCACCUCCAUUUGGUAGCGAUAUUCACCCACCUCUACCACCCCCUCCUGAUUCGAUAUUGCCUCCACCCCGUGGAACGCCGCGUUCGUGGGGGGACGAAUCACUGCCACAUCCACGCAAUUCUGGUUUUCACCCACCACGAGAGCGAAUACGAAAUCACAAAGGUUCCUUACAUUCUUCUGGAGAGUCUUUGGACAAGACACAUCAUAAUAGUAAAGUUUAAAUCUUUUAUUUUAUUAUGAAACAUCUUCACGCAUACAUCAUUUUUAGCAAGGAAAUACUCAUAAAAAAAAAAGAAAAAAAAAGAAAAAAAAA
Messenger RNA from Osmia lignaria (orchard mason bee), 4378 nucleotides. It is a transcript of the gene Tango1, whose product is annotated as transport and golgi organization 1. Gene Ontology annotation, biological process: protein secretion; vesicle cargo loading; endoplasmic reticulum to Golgi vesicle-mediated transport. The record is from RefSeq and is a predicted model, not a curated record. Gene Ontology annotation, molecular function: protein binding. Lineage: Eukaryota; Metazoa; Arthropoda; Insecta; Hymenoptera; Megachilidae. Gene Ontology annotation, cellular component: endoplasmic reticulum exit site; endoplasmic reticulum membrane.